Ornithodoros turicata is the source of this 7521-nucleotide messenger RNA. Its product is annotated as proline-rich protein 36-like. The record is from RefSeq and is a predicted model, not a curated record. The transcript is spliced from 2 exons. NCBI's taxonomy places the organism in Eukaryota, Metazoa, Arthropoda, Arachnida, Ixodida, Argasidae. The coding region runs from base 380 to 6454 and encodes 2024 amino acids.
AUGGGCUCAUGGUUCAAGUCCUACUUUUAUAGCAUAGCGGAAUCGUCAUCGCAAUUUCACGCACAUCGCAAGGACAAUCGGAUAAUGUCUCGGAAAUGAUAACAUCAUUCUUGGGCGUUUCGGGAUGCCUUUGUAAACACGAUAUCUCUGGGACAUCCAGUAUGGACCAGGACGUUGGUGGUGUCCGGGCAACAUCCAUGUUCAACUUUGCUUGAUCGCAGCAACUUUGAUAAAUGCAAAGAAACGUUGAUAACAUUGCACCAACCAAACGCUGCCACAUUCGACAACAUUGCAACAAUGCUGCGUGCUAACAAUAGUAGGGCAUCUCAAGUGGAUUGACGAAAGAAAUCACCAUCGGUAGAGGUCACGUAGGGCAAACAUGAGGGAGUCCCUCCUUUGGCUUUCAGUUUUUCUCCAAUGUACUCAACGUCUUAGUGCCGACGUCAUCCACAAGAAUGUGUCCCUUAACCUUGAUGUUCUCGGUGUACGGGUCAUUAGACCACAGCAGUGCAACGGCGACGAUGAGUGUGAUGAUGGGACGCCAGGAAGCUGGCAGAAAGUACCACGAGGAGACUAUAUUUGGUUAAGGGUACAAAACUCUCCAGAGAAUGGCACUCGGAAACUUCUGGUGAAAAAGAAAAAACAACGAUCCGAAUUGUCCAGCAACAACGAGAGUGCAACCUUUCAAACGGGUGUGGAAACAGGAAAUGCGUUUGCUCUAAAGGAUCUUGAAGGAUUUCCAGAUUCUCUCCUCCGGUCCUUGAUAGGACGACAAAAAAGGCCAAAUGACACAACAAAUCAAGAUAUUGCAAAGGAAAAUGCAUCGACUGCGCUUAGCUCGCCACAGAUUAAUUCCACGGAAGUGACGAAUAAAUCGUUAUUUUACGUAAGAGGCAGAAGACAAGGCCCUUUGAGGUUUGGACGUCCACUUGGACAACAAGGUUCAGCACAGAGACCUCUCCAGCCACGGGGAAGACCACCGCUAAUGCCAGGACCACAUAAAUAUCCCCAGAGACGGCCAACACAAUCUGGUCCAAGACGACUUGGUCCACAACAGCCUGACAACACACAACGAGUGCCACAAAAGCUACCUCAAGUAGGAAGAGCUCCACCACGACCCAGACCUGCAGCACCGCCCUCUGGCUCGAGAUUUCUUCGUCCAACAAAACAACCAACGCCACCCAUAAACAUGAGACCACCGGGGCUACCGAGGAUGCAACCGCCACGAGGAAGACCUCUUGGGGCCUCACGUAUUUCACCGUCACACACGAGACCUCUUGGUCCACCAAGGCCGCCAAAGCCGCCCUCGGGCAUGAGAUCACAGGGCUCGCCGAGACUCUCACCGCCAGCAAAGAGACCUCCCGGGACCCCACUUCUUCCACUAACUGGCCCGCGACCUCCUGGUUCACAAAAAUCGGCAGUGCCACCCUCAGGCAUGAGAUCACCGGGGCAACCGAGGGUCCCACCACCACGAGGAAGACUCCCCGGCUCUCUGCAUCUUCCACCGCCUGGCCUGAGACCUCCUGGUUCACCAAAACUGCAAAUGUCACCUCCAGGCAUGAGAUCACCGGUACCGCCGAGACUUAUUCCGACAGCAAGAAGACCCCACGGUUCCCCACGUGUUCCGGCGCCUGGCCCGAGGCCUCCAAGACCACUAAAACCACCAAUGCCGCCCACAGGCGUGAGAUCACCAGUGCUAGCGAGGAUCCCGCCACCACGAGGAAAACCCCCCGGUCCUCCGCGUCUUCCACCGCCUGGCCCGAGACUUCCUGGUCCACAAAAACCGCCAAUAGCGUCCCCAGGUCUGAGAUCACCAGGGCCGCCAAGACUCACACCGCCAGCAAGAAUACUCCCCGGGCCCUCAAAUGUUCUGCCGCCUAGUCUAAGACGUUCCGGACCACAAAGACCGCCAAUGUCGCCCCCAGGUAUGAGAUCAGCGGUGUCACCGAGGCUUCAACCCGCACCAGGAAGACUCCCCGGGUCAUCACGUCUUCCACUGCAUGGCGCGAGACCGCCUGGUCCACCAAAGCCACCAGGCUUAAGAUCACGAGGUUCACUGAGGCUUCCACCGCCAUCAGGAAGACCUCAAAGCCCCCCACGUCUUCCACUGUCUGUCUCGAGACCUCCUGUUCCACCAAAUCCACCAGUGCUACCACCAGGCGUGAGAUCACGGGGUCCACCGAGGCUCGCACCACCAGCAGGAAGACCUCCCAGCCCCCCACGUCUUCCACCAUCUGACUCGAGACCUCCACCAAAGCCACCAGGCGUGAGAUCACGGGGUUCACAAAGGCUUCCACCGCUAUCAGGAAGACCUCAAAGCCCCCCACGUCUUCCACCGUCUGUCUCGAGACCUCCUGUUCCACCAAAGCCACCAGUGCUCCCACCAGGCGUGAGAUCACAGGGUCCACCGAGGCUCGCACCACCAGCAGGAAGACCUCCCAGCCCCCCACGUCUUCCACCGUCUGGCUCGAGACCUCCUGGCCCACUGAAACCGCCUAUGAUACCACCAGGCGUGAGAUCACCAGGUCCACUGAGGCUCCCACCGCCACCUGGAAGGCCCCCCAGCCCCCCGCGUCUUCCACCAUCUGGCUCGAGACCUCCUGUUCCACCAAAGCCACCAGUGCUCCCACCAGGCGUGAGAUCACAGGGUCCACCGAGGCUCGCACCACCAGCAGGAAGACCUCCCAGCCCCCCACGUCUUCCACCAUCUGGCUCGAGACCUCCUGGUCCACAGAAGCCACCUAUGCUACCACCAAGCGUGAGAUCACGGGGCCCACUGAGGCUCUCACCACCACCAGGAAGGCCCCCCAGCCCCCCACGUCUUCCACCGUCUGGCUCGAGACCUCCUGGCCCACUGAAGGCGCCUAUGAUACCACCAGGCGUGAGAUCACCGGGUCCACUGAGGCUCCCACCGCCACCUGGAAGGCCCCCCAGCCCCCCGCGUCUUCCACCAUCUGGCUCGAGACCUCCUGGUCCACCAAAGCCACCAAUGCUGCCACCAGGCAUGAGAUCACAGGGUUCACUGAGGCUCCCACUGCCACCAGGAAGGUCCGCCAGCCCCCCGCGUCUUCCCCCGUCUGGCUCGAGACCUCCUGGGCCACUGAAGCCACCUAAGCUACCACCAGGCGUGAGAUCACGGGGUCCACUGAGGCUCGCACUGCCAGCAGGAAGACCUCCCAGCCCCCCACGUCUUCCACCGUCUGGUUCGCGACAUCCUGGUCCACCAACGCCACUAGUGCUACCACCAGGCGUGAGAUCACGGGGUUCACUAAGGCUUCCACCGCCACCCGGAAGGCCUCCCAGCCCCCCACGUCUUCCACCAUCUGGCUCGAGACCUCCUGGUCCGCGGAAACCACCUAUGGCACCACCAGAGGUGAGAUCACGGGGUCCAAUUAGGCUCCCACCGGCACCAGGAAGGCUCCCCAGCCCCCCACGUCUUCCAUCGUCUGGCUCGAAACCUCCUGGUCCACCAAAGCCACCAAUGCUGCCACCAGGUGUGAGGUCACGGGGUCCAAUGAGGCUUCCACUGCCACCAGGAAGGCCCCCCAGCCCCCCACGUCUUCCCCCGUCUGGCUCGAGACCUCCUGGUCCACUGAAGCCACCUAUGCUACCACCAGGCGUGAGAUCACGGGGUCCACUGAGGCUCCUACCGCCACCCGGAAGGCCCCACAGCCCCCCGCGUCUUCCACCGACUGGCUCGAGACCUCCUGGUCCACCAAAGCCAUCAAUGCUGCCACCAGGCAUGAGAUCACGGGGUCCACUGAGGCUCCCACCACCAGCAGGAAGGGCCCCCAGCCCCCCACGUCUUCCAUCGUCUGGCUCGAAACCUCCUGGUCCACCAAAGCCACCAAUGCUACCACCAAGCAUGAGAUCACGGGGUCCACUGAGGCUCCCACCGCCACCUGGAAGGCCCCCCAGCCCCCCGCGUCUUCCAUCGUCUGGCUCGAAACCUCCUGGUCCACCAAAGCCACCAAUGCUACCACCAAGCAUGAGAUCACGGGGUCCACUGAGGCUCCCACCGCCACCUGGAAGGCCCCCCAGCCCCCCGCGUCUUCCACCGUUCAGCUCGAGACCUCAUGGUCCACCAAAGCCACCAAUGCUGCCACCAGGCAUGAGAUCACAGGGUCCACUGAGGCUCCCACCACCACCAGGAAGGCCCCCCAGCCCCCCACGUCUUCCAUCGUCUGGCUCGAAACCUCCUGGUCCACCAAAGCCACCAAUGCUACCACCAAGCGUGAGAUCACGGGGUCCACUGAGGCUCCCACCGCCACCCGGAAGGCCGCCCAGCCCCCCACGUCUUCCACCCCCUGGCUCGAGACCUCCUGGUCCACAGAAGCCACCUAUGCUACCAUCAGGCCUGAGAUCACGGGGUCCACUGAUGCUCCCACCACCACCAGGAGGGCCCCCCAGCCCACCACGUCUUCCACCGUCUGGCUCGAGACCUCCUGGUCCACUCAAGCCACCUAUAGUACCACCAGGCGUGAGAUCACAGGGUCCACUUAGGCUACCACCGCCACCAGGAAGGCCCACCAGCCCCCGACGUCUUCCAUCAUCUGGCUGGAGACCUCCUGGUCCACCAAAGCCACCAAUGCUACCACCAGGCGUGAGAUCACGAGGUCCACUGAGGCUCCCACCGCCCCCAGGAAGACCCCCCAACCCGCCAUAUCUUCCACCACCUGGAGUGAGGCUUCCUGGUCCACCACAACCGCCAAUGCCACCCCCAGGCAUGAGGUCACCGGUGCCGCCGAGACUUUUACCACCGUCAAGAAUACCCCCCGGAUCCCCACGUGUUCCGCCGCCUGGCCCGAGACUUCCUGGACCACAAAAACCGCCAAUGCCUCCCCUAGGCAUGAAAUCACCGGGAUCACCGAGGCUUCCAGCGCCAAAGGGAAAACACCAUGGGCUAUCACGCCUUCCACUGCAGAGCGUGAGACCGCCUGGUCCACCAAAGUCACCAGUGCCAUUACCAGGCGCGAGAUCUAGGGGCCCACUGGGGCUCUCACCACCAUCAGAAAAAAAAAACGGCGCCCCACGUCUACCACCGUCUGGCUUGAGACCUCCUGGUCCACCAAAACCACCAAUACCGUACCCAGGCGUGAGAUCACCGGGGCCACCAAGGCUCCCUCUGCCACUAGGAAGACCGCCCAUGCCCCCACAUCUUCUGCCAUCCCGCCCAGUACCUCUUGGUCCACCAAAGUCACCAAUGCCACCCCCAGGCAUAAGACCACCGGUUCUCCCAUCGCUGCCGCAAAGACUCCCCGUGUCCUCACGACUUCUACAGAAAGGACCGAGACCUCCUGGUCCCCUCAAACCACUCACAACCAUGCCGUUACCGGGCCCACCGAGACUCGUAUCGUUACCAAGAAGACCCCCCGAACCCCUACGUUCUCUGAAGCCCGUCUCGAGACCUCCCGGACGACUGGCACCUUUUGCGCCUGCUAAAGGACCGCUUCGUUCACCAAUACCGCCACCACGAAUGCGGCCACCCGGGCCUCUGUCAGCACCAGGCAUGCAAUUUCCUCCGCAGCCUCCUGGCAUCAUUUCUCUUGGGCAACACGGCAGGAGACGUCUACCAACUCUACCGUCACCAGGCAUGCCACCUGUUCUGCCGCCACACCCUGGAAAAAGACGCCCGAAACCAUCAGUACCAGGUAUAAGACCUCUGUCCACAGGUGUGAAAUCAUCAGCUCGGAAAAGGCCCUCACCACUGAGGAGACCUCCUAAACCAGCAGCAUACCCAGCAAUGAGACUUCCGGCACGGCUUUCACCAGUGCCGUCCAGGUCAUUAUUGACGAAACCCCCAUUAACGCCCUCCCCACUGCAAUUUUUACCUGCGCAGAAACGGCAUCCAGUAAAACGUCCUCCGCCGAUGGCACGGGGCCCUCUGAAUCCCUUAACUCCAAGUCAGAGACCACCUGGGAGGCAAAUUGUCGGAAAACGGUUAACCACUAAAGAAGAGCAAGAAGCUACUUGUCCUCCAGAGGACACCGAGAGAACGACACGUGUCCUUUGCACAACACUGAUAAAGAAAUCAUGCUUUGUGGUGGAAGAUAAGACGCUAAAUAGCAAGGAAACGGCCCCUACGAAAUAUGAAACGACAACGCCCGUUAAAAGGUUUGGAGUCAAGGCCUUUUUCAGGGGCCAACCCAAGUUGGAAGAAAAUGACAACACGACGACCAAGAGCUCAAAGAAAUCUUUUCAAGGCACCGCUUACUUUCGAGGCAAGGGUAGUUCAUCUUCCACAAGCAAGCUUUCCUGCGCGUUGUACGCUAUCCUUGGUCCACUCGCACUUACCAUUGGGUUUGGACUGUGGUACUGGUGGAAAGAAGGGCGGAAACGAAGAAGCUAUCGUCUCCUAGGCACUUUUCAUGACUCAAAGUACCCAGAAUUUCAUUUCGAUCCCAACUGCGACGACUGUGAUUACAAAAAAGCGCGACGGAUUGAAACAGCUUAAAGCCAGGUGCAUUGUACACAUUGCCCACAGAUAUAAAGUUGGUAACGCUCGAAAAUGCUUCAUUAAGCGCGUUCAAAAGAAGUACACAUCCGAUCGUUAUAAUUAGGCAUAUCUAUAAUGGCGAAUUCCAUUGGUUGAGCCACGUCAAGGUUUUGCUCCACGAAGGUGGGGAAGUCUACACAUCUGUUUGAGUCAAGAUUAAUGAAAGGGCCUCGCAUGAAUAAUCCUAUCUGAGUGUGAGAAAAAAUCUUGUAAACAUGAGUGUGUAUCAUCUUCACCAGCUCGCUUGCUUCUUAGCAAUUUUUUUAAUGUAUUAUGUGUUGCAGGAGCUUAGAGCAGUCUGUUAUACAGUCUGUAAUUGGAAUGCGCACUUUUGUUUCCACUCUUAUUCGGGAUCACUUUACCAAGGCGCCAGUCUGAACCUGUGCUAGAUAAACAGAUUACAAUGGUGUACUGUAGAAACAUUUCCUCGAGUUUGAGGAACACACAAGACGGUGAGGCAGCGUCAGUGGACAGCGACAUGUAUGCGCAGAAACCGCCUUGAAGGUUAGACAUUGUACAUAUAGCGCACAGGCAAGCUUCAGAGUACCGCCGCCGCCGCGAUUGCUAUUGGCCGGAGGUAUGGUGGGCUAGAAAAGACUGCAUGGUGUGCCGAACGCAGGUUGUUGAGAUAGCGCCAAGCGUGAUUGGUCACCUGCCGUUAGUCCAUGAGCGCACCUUUUCUUAGCCACGAACCAAGGUGCACUUCGGGUGUCACCAAGAGCAGCAAACGAAUGGGGCAUCUGUUCUGAUCAGGGGCGCCGUCACAGGGGGCUUCAGCAAGUAAACUUUGCCGUUGCAACACAAUCACAAAUUAUGAUUCCUUUAUUUUCUCUACGUUCCAGAUACGUAGGGUUUCUGAGCCAAGACAAUGUAGUUUGAGCACAGCCGACUCACAAGAAUUACAUGCAGAUCCCGUAACGUGAAUACGACCACCCCAAACAUUAUGCCCCCCUGCCCCCAAAAAUCCUGGCGGCGCCUAUGUUGCGUCGGCCCGUCCCGAUCGGCACUCGUAUCUUGCGACAUAC